Molecule: messenger RNA, 1680 nt
Organism: Oppia nitens
Lineage: Eukaryota; Metazoa; Arthropoda; Arachnida; Sarcoptiformes; Oppiidae
Product: ecdysone oxidase-like
Exons: 2
Coding region: 1-1680 (559 amino acids)
Molecular function (GO): flavin adenine dinucleotide binding; oxidoreductase activity, acting on CH-OH group of donors
Source: RefSeq, a predicted model, not a curated record
AUGGCAGUUCUCAAUGUGAUAUCAAUAAUUGGAUUAUCGAUAAUUGCCAUAACUAUUAAAAGACAAUAUGAUCAUCAAAAUGUUGAAAAUAUUAAUAAAUUCAAUGUUAAUAAUAAAAAAUUUGAUUACAUUGUAGUGGGUGCCGGAGCUGCCGGUGCUAUAGUGGCCUAUCGUUUGGCUGAUGAAACCGGUAGUACAGUAUUGCUGUUAGAAGCGGGCGGUUCACAAAAUCUAUACAACGAUAUUCCCGCAUUACAAGAAAUAGUAGAAAAUGGCGUUCAAAACUGGAAAUAUCCGACAAACGAGACCCAACAUAUAGACGCCGGUCGGGUAUUUGGCGGCUCAUCGGCCAUCAACUCAAUGAACUACUAUCGCGAGUCACCCGAGUAUUAUCGAUUGUGGACUGAAAUUACUGGUCUGAGUGAAUGGACUUUCGACAAAGUGUUGCCUUAUUUUCUAAAAUCGGAAAACAAUUUGGACCAUAAAUUGGUGGCCGAAAAUUCGGGUUAUCAUCGCACAGGCGGUAGAGUAACUGUGACAAGUAGUGAGUCAAAUGCUAUGAUGAAACAGGUUAUGAUUGAAGCGGAAAUGUUAGGCCAUAAGAAAACGUUUGGUGACGGCAGGGAACCUAUGGGUGCAGCAGUUUUGCAGAAUACUAUUGAUACAAACAGAAGUCGGGUAUCAACGGGAACAGCAUUUUUGGAAAAUAACUGUUUGAAAAAUCUUAAUAUUUUAGGAAACUCUUUAGUAACAAAAAUUAUAUUCAAUAACCGAAAACAGGCCAUUGGUGUUGAGUUUUCGCGUUACGGCAAAAAAUAUCUUGUUUUUGCCAACAAAGAGGUCAUACUGAGCGUCGGCUCUAUAGGCAGUUCCAAACUGUUAAUGUUGUCGGGUGUGGGACCCAGGGAUCACUUGAAACAGUUUGGAAUAUCUGUGAUCACUGAUCUAAAUGUUGGCCACUAUUUUGUCCAUUCAAUGGGAACUAAUAUGAUUUUCGAUAUAAUUAAUCAAUCUAUGGUUAUGGCGCCAACAAAUACUUUUAAAAAUGUUGUUGAUUACUAUAUCCGACAUACCGGUCCACUUGGUUAUAAUCAGUCAACGAUAAUCUGUUUUCCUGAACUGGCCUACAGUCGCACAUAUCCCGAUCUCAGUAAUGGAUGUGUAAUGGCUCGCACCGGUCUAUUGGGCAAUCGUACAGUUUUGCAAUUCUUAGCCUUUCUUAGACGCCCGAAAACUAUUGGCCACAUUGAACUGACAUCGGGUAAUCCAUUUACCGCGCCUAUUGUCAAAACAUGCAAACUGUGCCAUAAAAGUGAUAUUGAUAACUUAGUCAAUGUAAUUAAAUUGGCUUUACCUAUAUUCACCAGUGACCACAUGAAACAGUAUAUUAAAAUCAAUGCCAUCGCUGACUGCUAUCCUUGUAAUGGUAACUAUUUUUGCGAUCAAUAUCUCCGAUGUAUUGUACAAAAAAACACAAAAUUACUGAUACCAUUGGGAGGCUGUCGUAUGGGUGUCUCACCAGACAACGGUGCUGUUGUCGAUAAAAAUUUCAAAGUAUUUGGUGUACAUGGACUACGAGUGAUUGACUCAAGUAUAAUACCGGUGCCCUGUGAACAGGGAAAUGCUAUAUCAAUGAUGAUUGGCGAAUACGGAGCCCAUACUGUAAUUGAAAAUAAAUAA